Motacilla alba alba is the source of this 4435-nucleotide messenger RNA. RefSeq names its product polypeptide N-acetylgalactosaminyltransferase 13 (gene GALNT13). Gene Ontology annotation, cellular component: Golgi apparatus. The transcript has 13 exons. The coding region runs from base 1035 to 2705 and encodes 556 amino acids. Lineage: Eukaryota; Metazoa; Chordata; Aves; Passeriformes; Motacillidae. The record is from RefSeq and is a predicted model, not a curated record.
CCCUCUUCCCUGCCCAUCCCUCCUUCCCUGCCCAUCCCUCUUCCCUGCCCAUCCUCUCCCAUCGCUCCCCGCUGCCCCGGGCCCAGCCGCAGCAUCGCGGGAGCCGCGGCCAUUGCGGCCGAGGCGGGGCCGCUCCCGGGGCCGCUCCCGCUCUGCCCCGGCCAUGAGGAGGAGGAGGAGGGCGGCGGCUCCGCGCUGAGCCCCCGCGGGCCGAGCAGAGCCCCCGCCAGAGGCUGGCACCCCCCGGACACUGCCGAGAGCCCCUGGGUGCUGCCGAGAGCCCCUGGGUGCUGCCGAGAGCCUCUGGGUGCUGCCAAGAGCCCCUGGGUGCUGCCGAGAGCCCCUGGGUGCUGCCGAGAGCCCCUGGGUGCUGCCAAGAGCCUCUGGGUGCUGCCGAGAGCCCCUGGGUGCUUCUGAGCAUCCACAGGACUGGCGGGGCUGGACCCCCGGACACUGCUGAGCCCCCGGACUGACGGGGCUGAGCCCCCCUGGACCUUGCUGAGCCCCCGGGCUGGAGCUGCUAAACAUCGCCGGACACUGCAGGGAUCCCCCGGACGCUGCUGAACCCCGGGACUGACGGGGCUGGAUCCCUCAGAACAGUGCUGAGACCCCCCCGGACUGACGGGCUGAGCCCCCCAGGAUCGUGCUGACCCUCGGACUGAGGGGGCUGAGCCCCCCGGACACUGCUGAGCCCCCCAGGAUCGUGCUGACCCUCGGACUGAGGGGGCUGAGCCCCCCAGGAUCGUGCUGACCCCUCGGACCGACGGCGCUGAGCACACCCCGGACACUGCUGAGCCCCCCGGGCCGGUUCUGAGCUGGGGGCUCCGCCGCAGGCACUUGGAGAAUUAUCCAGUGGCUCAGUGCUGAGGGAAUGCUGUGGGAGCAUGGCUGGAGCAGGACACGGGCUCUGGGCACGGAAUGCAGGCAGUGAUGUGGGCUGCUCCUCCCUGCCUGCCCGCCGGGUCCGCGCCGUGGGACCGUGACCCCGCCGUGCUCCCCUGGCUGCUGGGGCUCCGGAGCAGGCGCCGGGAGCCAUGAGGAGGUUGGGCUACUGCCGGGUGGUGCUGGCCACCUCGCUGCUCUGGGUGCUGCUGGACGUGUUCCUGCUGCUCUACUUCAGCGAGUGCAACAAGUGCGAGGACAGCAAGGAGCGCUCGCUGCUGCCCGCGCUGCGCGCCGUUAUUUCCCGGAACCAGGAGGGCCCGGGGGAGAUGGGCAGGGCCGUGCUGAUCCCCAAGGAGGAGCAGGAGAAGAUGAAGGAGCUGUUCAAGAUCAACCAGUUCAACCUCCUGGCCAGCGACCGCAUCGCGCUCAACCGCAGCCUGCCCGACGUGCGCCUGGACGGGUGCAAGAGCAAGGUGUACCCGGAGGAGCUGCCCAACACCAGCGUGGUGAUCGUGUUCCACAACGAGGCGUGGAGCACGCUGCUCAGGACCAUCCACAGCGUGCUGGAGCGCUCCCCGCCGCGCCUGCUGGCCGAGAUCGUGCUGGUGGAUGAUGCCAGCGAGAGAGAGUUUUUGAAGGCCUCCCUGGAGAAUUACGUGAGGAAGCUGGAGGUGCCCAUCAGGAUCCUGCGGAUGGAGCAGAGGUCGGGGCUGAUCCGGGCUCGGCUCCGAGGGGCAGCAGCUGCCAAGGGCCAGGUGAUCACCUUCCUGGAUGCCCACUGCGAGUGCACCCUGGGCUGGCUGGAGCCGCUGCUGGCCAGGAUCAAGGAGGACAGGAAAACCGUGGUGUGUCCCAUCAUCGACGUCAUCAGCGACGACACCUUCGAGUACAUGGCGGGCUCGGACAUGACCUACGGCGGCUUCAACUGGAAGCUGAACUUCCGCUGGUAUCCCGUGCCCCAGAGGGAGAUGGACCGCAGGAGAGGGGACAGGACCCUGCCCGUCAGGACCCCAACUAUGGCUGGUGGCCUGUUUUCUAUUGACAGGAACUACUUUGAAGAGAUAGGAACUUACGAUGCAGGAAUGGAUAUCUGGGGUGGCGAGAAUCUUGAAAUGUCCUUUAGGAUCUGGCAGUGUGGGGGCUCCCUGGAGAUCGUCACCUGCUCCCACGUGGGACACGUGUUCCGCAAGGCCACCCCCUACACCUUCCCGGGGGGCACCGGCCACGUCAUCAACAAGAACAACCGCAGGCUGGCCGAGGUCUGGAUGGACGAGUUCAAGGACUUCUUCUACAUCAUCUCCCCUGGCGUGGUGAAGGUGGAUUAUGGAGAUGUCUCUGUCAGGAAAGCCCUGCGGGAGAGGCUGGGCUGCAAACCCUUCUCCUGGUACCUGGAGAACGUCUACCCCGACUCGCAGAUCCCGCGGCGUUACUACUCCCUGGGAGAGAUCAGGAAUGUUGAAACCAACCAGUGCUUGGACAACAUGGGCCGCAAGGAGAACGAAAAAGUGGGAUUUUUCAACUGCCAUGGCAUGGGAGGGAACCAGGUGUUCUCCUACACGGCGGACAAGGAGAUCCGCACGGACGACCUGUGCCUGGACGUGUCGCGGCUCAACGGCCCCGUCCUCAUGCUCAAGUGCCACCACCUGAGGGGCAACCAGCUCUGGGAGUACGAUGCCGAGAAGCUCACCCUGAGGCACCUGAACAGCAACCAGUGCCUGGCGGAGCCGUCGGACGAGGACCGGCUGGUGCCCACCGUGCGCGAGUGCGGCAGCGGCCGCUCCCAGCAGUGGCUGCUGCGCAACACGACCCUGGCGGCCUGAUCCCAGAGCCCAUCCCGCUGCUUCCCGCUCCUCCUGCUGCGCCCAGCAGCGCCCAGCCCGCUCCCGGCCCCAGCGGAGUCACCGCGGGAUUCCUGGUGCCGCCGUGCCCUUGGACUCCUCCGGGCCUCCGGGUGAUCCCAGACCUGCUGGGGCCGACGCCUGCGGGCUCCAGAUUCCAGAGGCAGCAGCUGGCCUUGGAGGAGUUGGGAUGUGGAGGUGUUCCUGUCACUCCUGAGGUUCCAGAGGCAGCAGCUGGCCUUGGAGGAGUUGGGAUGUGGAGGUGUUCCUGUCCCUCCUGAGAUUCCAGAGGCAUUGGCUGACCUUGGAGAAGCUGGGAUAUGGAGGUGUUCCUGUCACUCCUGAGGUUCCAGAGGCAGCAGCUGACCUUGGAGAGGUUGGGAUGUGGAGGUGCUGCUGUCACUCUGAGAUUCCAGAGGCAGCAGCUGGCCUUGGAGAGGUUGGGAUAUGGAGGCGUCGCUGUCACACAUCUCCACAGAGAGGUGGCCCUGUGGCAGCCGUUGGCACUGGGAGCCAUCCUGGGAGGUGUGGCCCGAGCCGAGGGGCGCUCCUGGAGAAGCUGGAGGAGAUCCUGGAGCAUAUCCUGAGGAACCUUGGGUGUUCUCUCGUGCCCGGGGGGAUUUGACAGCACCAAAGCUUCCUGGGUUGUGGUGGGAAAAACCAGGAUCCGGUGCUGGGGAAACCAGGCCAAGAGUGCACUUCACCUGGAGUUCCAACGGAUGAGGCCGCAGGAGACACGGGAAUGCCGAGGGGAAGGAGUGACACUCGUGGGACCUCGGAGCGGCACGGAGGGAGCUGUCCCCUCCUCCCAUGGGAAUGGAGCUGGGGCCGGACCUGGGGCUCAGGGGAGCCCUGGAAGGACCAAACCUGAGACCCCUGGAGCUUGGAGGGUGUCCAUCCCUCCAUCCCAACACAUCCAUGAAUCCCUGCACCCCAGCUCUGUCCCUGGACCCACUCCCAGCUCUGCCUCCAGGCGUUCCCUGGGAUCACAGAGGCAUUCCUUGGGAUCUCAGAGGCAUUCCCUGGGAUCACAGAGGCGUUCCUUGGGAUCUCAGAGGCAUUCCCUGGAAUCACAGAGGCGUUCUUGGGAUCACAGAGGCAUUCCUUGGGAUCUCAGAGGCGUUCCCUGGGAUCACAGAGGCAUUCCCUGGAAUCACAGAGGCGUUCUUGGGAUCACAGAGGCGUUCCUUGGGAUCUCAGAGGCAUUCCCUGGGAUCACAGAGGCAUUCUUUGGGAUCUCAGAGGCGUUCCCUGGGAUCACAGAGGCGUUCCUGGGAUCACAGAGGUGUUCCCUGGGAUCACAGAGGUGUUCUCUGGGAUCACAGAGGCAUCCCCUGGGAUCACAGAGGUGUUCCCUGGGAUCACAGAGGCUCCUUUCUGGUUCCAGGAAUUUGGGGGCUCAAUCUUUCUGUGGGUGUGGCUGUUCCCAAAGCUCUGCUGGCCCUCGGGAGCUGCUCCCCGCUGGGAUGUGGGGACAGGGACAUUGGAAUGUGCUGGGGACCUUCCUUUGGGAGCCACCCCAAAUGCAGCUGUGGCCCUCUGGGCUGGGAUUUUGGGAAUUCUCACUGCCCAGAGGGUUCAGGAGACUGAAAUCCCAGGGCAGCGGGAUCCCAGCACGGGUGAGUGGGGAAAUAUUUCCCAGGAUUUCCCUCACAAUUCCCAGAAAUCUCUGUAAAUGCACUGGGUCAUUAAAAAUGCUGGUAUUUUCUGUA